UCUAUAAAUAUCUGGAUGGGAGGAGGAGGUUGCAUUAGUGUGGAAAGGGGAGUGUCGGCUGAGAACGUUCUUAUAAAUCUCAGCACUCCCAAACAGGACACAGCACUUUCCAGAAAACUUUCAGAGCAGGAACAAACUUCAGCCAUGGCCGAGAGAUGCAUCCCCUUCACCUUUAUGCACGGCCCAUCCUGGGACCCUUUCCGCGACUGGUCCCAGGGCAGCCGGAUCUUCGAUCAGACCUUUGGGAUGCCACGCUUCUCCGAGGAGAUGCCCACAUUUCCCAGCACACACUGGCCCGGAUACAUCCGGCCCUAUGGAUUUCCAGAAAUGGCCUCUUUAAUGCAGAGCCCAGUGGCUCAGAUGCCCAUGUCGCCCUCCGCCUCCGUGAUGCACCCCUCGAACUACAGGCGGGCCCUGUCCCGACAGAUGAGCUCGGGAAUGUCUGAGAUAAAGCAGACGCCAGAUUCCUGGAAGAUCAGCCUGGAUGUCAAUCACUUCGCCCCAGAGGAGCUGACGGUGAAGACCAAAGAUGGGGUGGUGGAGAUCACCGGCAAACACGAGGAGCGGAAGGAUGAACAUGGCUUUGUGUCCAGAUGUUUCACCAGGAAAUACACUCUGCCCUCUGGUGUCGACUCUGAGAAGAUCACCUCCUCUCUGUCUCCUGAGGGUGUGCUGACCAUUGAAGCUCAUCUGCCCAAACCUGCCAUCCAGGGCUCUGAAAUCAACAUCCCUGUCAACACAGGCAGCGCAGUGACUGCCAGCAGCACAAAGAAACUCUAAACACUACAACACACACACAGGCAGAUCACUGUGGUACUUUGAGUUUGUUUUCUUCAGCAUGAACGCAAAUGUUCCACAUUAAUGUCUUGAUACUUCUAUUCUUUGUAAACUGCAGGUAGGAGAGGAGGAAAUGCCCUAUUGCAUUCCCAUCUCAUUUUUACAUCACUCUUUUUCAUCAUUGUCUCUUUAUCAUCCUCUUCUCUUCUACUUGUAGUAAAUAACAACGACUGUGUACACACCAAUCUCUAGAAAAUAUGCUCAUAUUUCACCCAUAAAUCAAAAAUCUAAAUUAUAUUUUGCAUAAAGACAAUUAAGCCUGUUUUGAUUUUUAGGUGAAUUAUGACCAUGACAUUUACUACAAUUACUUCAGGAGCUUCACAAAACUGCAAUUUUAUCAUAUGCUGGUAAAAUGUUGUUUUAUAUAAUAUGUAUUCAUCAAAAUGCAAUACGUUGCUCUGCCUGAAACUUUUUUUUCUGCUAUGUCACCUUGUCCGUGUUAGCUAUUAGUUAAUGUUGACAAUACUGUAGCCAUUGUUUUAGGCUACAAUAUUGUAGCUUUUUUUUUUUUAAACCAAUCUAACUCCAUUCUCAUAUGAAGCUGAAGAAACUGAAAAUGAAGGAUAGCCUGUUUCCUUUUGAAAUGAGAAAAAAAAA
Molecule: messenger RNA, 1434 nt
Organism: Sinocyclocheilus grahami
Lineage: Eukaryota; Metazoa; Chordata; Actinopteri; Cypriniformes; Cyprinidae
Gene: hspb1
Product: heat shock protein, alpha-crystallin-related, 1
Exons: 3
Coding region: 16-780 (254 amino acids)
Biological process (GO): response to heat; protein refolding; negative regulation of apoptotic process
Cellular component (GO): cytoplasm; nucleus
Source: RefSeq, a predicted model, not a curated record